Messenger RNA from Ceraceosorus guamensis, 720 nucleotides. RefSeq names its product phosphoglycerate mutase-like protein. The record is from RefSeq and is a predicted model, not a curated record. The coding region runs from base 1 to 720 and encodes 239 amino acids. The transcript is spliced from 5 exons. Gene Ontology annotation, cellular component: cytoplasm. NCBI's taxonomy places the organism in Eukaryota, Fungi, Basidiomycota, Exobasidiomycetes, Ceraceosorales, Ceraceosoraceae. Gene Ontology annotation, molecular function: phosphatase activity.
AUGGCACCAAACUCUCGCAUCUUGAUCUGUCGACAUUCUCAAGCCGAGCACAAUGUUGACCUGGACUACAGCAUUCCUGACGCACCCUUGACCAGUCUGGGAAAGAAGCAGUCCGCCACGCUUCCUUCUUUCACAGCUGCAGAGCAAAGCCAGGUAGACGUCGUUCUCUCCAGUGGGCUCAAGAGGACUUUGCAGAGCACCAAGCUAGGCUGGGGUCCCGCCAUCGAGCGUCUAGGUGGUUUGAAGAAGGUCAUCGUUCUGCCCCAACUGCAAGAAUGCAACGACUUUCCCUGCGACACUGGAUCUCCGCGCGAGGUGCUCGAGCGCGACCCAGAGUUCAGUGGCUUUGACCUCUCCAACCUGACGCCCGACUGGACCAGCAAACAGGGCUUCUGGGCGCCCGACCCCCAAUCGAUCGCGCUGCGAGCUCAGUGGGUCAGACAAUUUAUCCGAUCUCGUCCGGAAAAGACGAUUCUGCUUGUAGGACAUGGAGACAUCAUCAGACAGAUCACAGCCACUGCUUCUGGAGGACCUAGCACCUACCAAUGGAAGAACGCAGAAGUACGAGCGUAUACUUUUGACCCAGCCACAGCGGGCGCGCAAGAAUGCUUCCUUCGACCCGAGGGAGAGGUAGCGGUCGCUGGCGGCUACGCGCCAACGAGCACGGAAGCAGACAUUGUGCAGGGACCAGGCGCCGCCGCUGCAGGAGGUCCAAGGUGA